Molecule: messenger RNA, 727 nt
Organism: Saccostrea echinata
Lineage: Eukaryota; Metazoa; Mollusca; Bivalvia; Ostreida; Ostreidae
Product: MOB-like protein phocein
Exons: 8
Coding region: 18-698 (226 amino acids)
Cellular component (GO): cytoplasm
Source: RefSeq, a predicted model, not a curated record
CUUCACCUUCCUUCGCAAUGAAAAUGAAAAUGGCUGACAGUAACUCAGCGGUUCUGCGACGAAAUCGCCCAGGAACAAAGGCUGAAGACUGGUGUAAUUGGAGUGAUGAAGCAUUUGAAGAGAUGGAUAGCACACUGGCUGUACAACAGUUUAUACAACAGGCCAUAAGGAAGGAUUUUAGAAACAUUGAUGAAAUCUUGACCCCUCCAGAGGGAAUAGAGGAAGGAGUUUGGAAAUAUGAACAUCUAAGACAGUUUUGUAUGGAACUAAAUGGACUCUGUGUGAAAUUACAGACUGAAUGUCAACCAGAGCAGUGUUCACAAAUGACAGCUACAGAGCAAUGGAUAUUUUUAUGUGCUGCUCAUAAAACACCCAAAGAGUGUCCAGCCAUUGACUACACCAGACACACACUGGAUGGAGCAGCAUGUCUACUUAACAGUAACAAAUAUUUCCCCAGCAGGGUUUGUAUAAAGGAGUCAUCAGUAAACAAGCUGGGUUCUGUAUGUAGAAGGGUAUACAGGAUAUUCUCUCAUGCCUACUUUCAUCAUAGAACCCUAUUUGAUGAGUAUGAGAAUGAAACUUACCUGUGCAGGAGAUUCACAAAGUUUGUAACAAAGUAUAAUCUUAUGUCCAAAGACAAUUUAAUUGUUCCAAUUCUAGAAGAUCAAAAUGCCAUCGAUGGAGAGAGUGAAGCCUGAUGGAAACUUAGGAUAUUAAUUAUAAUCAG